GGGAUGAUAUCACAGCCACGGAGAUACUGGACAUAGGCGGGUCGCCCGGUUACUUAACCUCAGCCCAUUUGCUUCACCGGAAUCAGCUUCCACUACAGCUCUAUCCAAAUGGCCAACUCCCAAGUCACCUUCAUCCAAUCUAUCUAUGACGAGCGCAGCGAAAACUAUGACAACUCUCACCAUGGCGCCCUGGCCGACGCAUACAUCCGCACCGCGGAACCACUGCCCGGUGAAAGCGUGUUGGAUCUCGCCUGCGGCACCGGGCUAGUCUCCCUCCUCGCAGAGGAGAAAGUCGGCAGAUCUGGUUACGUCGUCGGAAUUGAUAUCAGCCCAGAUAUCCUCCCAUCGGGUUCCGAGGGGUUCGAUCUGAUUACGUGUGCUGCUGCGCUGGUUUUGCUGCCGGAUCCCGACCAGGCGAUCAGGCACUGGACGACGUGGCUGAAACCCGGUGGCAGACUCGUCACGGAUGUCGCUGCUAAAGAUGUGCAUGUCCCUAGUCGGAUUCUGCGUCGCAUUAGUGACAAGCUUGGCGUGUCGCUGCAGUGGGACGAGAGCUGGGUACAGGAUGAACAGUCUCUGGGGAAUCUGCUGGGCAGUGCGGGAUUGGAUGUGAAGACAGUCUUUCUUACCGAGUCUUUCCAGGAGCGCGUAUACAAGCUCGCUGAUGCGGAAGAGGCCUUUGAAAAGGCUGUCUCGAGCCCGAUGUUCGGGAAUUUUGGGAAUCCAGCCAUCCGCGACGAAGCGAAGCGGCUGUUUGUGGAGAAGUUUGCUGAGGAAGCGGGUCCUUCGGGGGUGCUGAUCGAUGAGGCGAAGAUGUACAUGGCUGUUGCCAGAAGGCCCCCCUGCAAGUAGGAUGUACGGAGUUCGUUUGAUGAAGUCAACGAAGAUGCCAAAGCAG
Messenger RNA from Aspergillus ibericus CBS 121593, 898 nucleotides. RefSeq names its product class I SAM-dependent methyltransferase. The record is from RefSeq and is a predicted model, not a curated record. The coding region runs from base 109 to 852 and encodes 247 amino acids. Lineage: Eukaryota; Fungi; Ascomycota; Eurotiomycetes; Eurotiales; Aspergillaceae. The transcript is spliced from 2 exons.